Messenger RNA from Oncorhynchus masou masou (cherry salmon), 8751 nucleotides. It is a transcript of the gene bicra, whose product is annotated as BRD4 interacting chromatin remodeling complex associated protein. Gene Ontology annotation, biological process: cell communication; positive regulation of DNA-templated transcription. The record is from RefSeq and is a predicted model, not a curated record. Bases 62 to 6187 code for a protein of 2041 amino acids. Lineage: Eukaryota; Metazoa; Chordata; Actinopteri; Salmoniformes; Salmonidae. Gene Ontology annotation, cellular component: membrane; SWI/SNF complex. The transcript has 16 exons.
AGCCCGUGCGAGGCUGUCCCGGAGACCCCGCGCUGCCUGCACCUCUAUCGUCUCGGUUGACAUGGACGAUGAAGAUGGCAGGUGCCUGCUAGAUGUCAUUUGUGACCCAGAAGCACUCAACGAUUUUCUUCAUGGAUCAGAGAUACAGCUGGACACUGACGACCUUUUGGAUGGCUCUAACGACCCCUCCAGCUCGUUCUUCUCUUCUGUUGGGUGCCACGUUCCAGAGGUCCCACCCCCAGUCCAGCUGUCGUCCAAUGAGCAGCAAGGCCUGCCCCGGGUCAGUGUGGACCUGGACUUCCUGGAAGAUGAUGUCAUCCUGGACGGGUCGCCGGGCGACGACGGUAGCAACGCCAUGGAGCCAUGCGACAUCCUGCAGCAGAGCCUGGCGGAGGCGAACAUUACAGAGCAGAGCCUGCAGGAGGCCGAGGCAGAGCUGGACCUGGGCUCCUUCGACCUCACCAUGCCAGGUCUGACUCAGGUGGUCCAGACCCUGCCCUGUACAGACAACCUGACUGGGUCUGGAGGGACCGCUGCGGAGGUGGGGCUCCCCAUCUUCCCUGGAGCUCCAGGCUCCUCCGCCACCCCUCCCCAGGCCACAGCUGACAUGCUGGGCUCGGUGCUGGCCCAACAGGGCCUGGAGUUUGGGCCCCAGGUCAUGAACAAGGCCCAGGCCAUCAGUAUGCAGCCUUUCAUGCAGCAGGUGGCAGGCCUGGGUAACGUCACCCUUCAGCCAAUCGCCUCCCUCCAGGCCCUACCUAACGGCUGUCAGUCAGGACACCUGGGGCUGGGACUGGGGCAGAUACAGGUGAUGGGCCAGCCCACUGUGAUGACUAUGAACCAAUCAGGACAGCCCAUCCUGGCCAAUGGUAUGGGAGGAUACCAGCUGCACCAGCCUGGCCCCGAGGCACAGGGGGCAGGUGGGCAGGGUGGACUGGGAGGAGGACUUCUGAUCCAAGGGGGCAAAGCCACUCUGGGACCUCCUGCGUUAAAUGGAUCAGCGGUGUGCGGUACCACCGGAACGUUGGUUGGGUUCAGUAGCCCCGGACUGGCACCACAUGGGCAGAACCAUCCCCAAGGACAGGUCAUGCAGAACUUGAUCGUCCAGCGGACUCCGACCCCCAUCCAACCCAAACCCCCUCAGGGGGGCGCAGCCAUCCAGCCCAAACUGUUUAAGCAGCAGCAGCAGCAGGCCCAGCCACACGCCUUCCAGAAUGAAGCCAACAAGGCUCUAGGGGUGCAGCACGUCCCUGUCUCUGCUGCCCAGAAUGUAGCCUUCCUGACAGGCAAGCCUGGCGCCAACGUGGUCCUGACCUCCCAGGCAGGGCUUCCCCAACAGGCUCUGUUCAAACAGCAGACGGCCCACCACCCCUCUGGGAAAGCACUCAGUGUCCACCUGCUCAACCAGCCCGGCAGCAUCAUGCUGGGGGGGCAGAACCACCAGUUCCUCCUGCCACAGCAGCUAGCCGGGGGUCAGAUCCUCACGCAGCACCCUGGGGGCCACAUCAUCACCUCCCAGGGGCCUGGGGGCCAACUCAUAGCCAAUCAGAUCCUGGCUCAGCACCAGAACAUCAACCUGGGCCAGGUGCUGAUGUCUCAGGGCCACAUCCAGCUGCAGCCGGGUCAGAUGGGUGUGGGUCAUCAGCUUUUCCAGAUGCCUGUCACCCUCUCCCAGAGCCAGAGCCACCCUGUCACGGGCCACCAGGCCCACACGGUGAUCCAGGGCAUGCCCCUGCAGAACUCCCUGGCCAUGCUGAGCCAGGUGGAGGGGGUGAGUCCUGCUGUCAGCCUGCAGCCCGCUCUGCAACCGCAGCCGGGGGGCGUUCCCAGCAGCGGGAUGGGCGGGGCAGCUGCCAUGGCACAGGGCCAGCCUGGGGAGAGUGGGAGCUGUACAGACCAGGCAGCCCAUCCUGGACAACCCCCACAGCACUCCUCCAUCGUUUCUAUGCAGACUGGGCCCUCUGUCUCUGUGGCUGUCUCUGUCCCCUCCUCUUCUCCAUCCUUAUCUGUGUCCUCCACGUCAGCCCAGCAGCAACACAGCCCCGGGAGCAGGGUGCUCUUCACAGGGCCGCAGGGCUCCAGCAUGAUCCUCAGCCAGGAACACCUCCAGAUGUUUCUCCAGCAGGACCAGCGACAGACAGAGAAUGACCCCGCCCCCUCUGUCUCAGUGGGCGUGCCAGCGUCCGUUAUCGUCAGCAGCAACAGCAGCUCUGGCAACACACCCUCGGGUCUUGACAGCCAAUUAGCUGAGGCAGCAGUGGUAAACCAGAUGCCCCAGGCGGCUGGACAGCAGUUGAAGCUCCAGAGCCUGUCCCCCUCCCAGCCCCUGGCUUCCCACACUGCACCCCCUCUGUCGGACAGCCCUCAGCCCUCCCCCUUCCCCCUGCAGUCCCCCCACCACCAUGGCCAGUCCCGCACCCCCUCCCAGCCACAGACCCCUGUCCGCUCCUGCACCCCCUCAUCUCUUCCCCCAAUGUUCAUUAUCCACAACCAGAUCCCUGGCUCCCCCCAGCCUGCACAACAGCAACAACAACAGCAACAACAACAGCAACAACAACAACAGCAACAGAUGCACAUCCAGUCCCGGCCCCCCUCCCAGCCUGCUCCCUACCAACCUGACGUCCCCCCUCCCACCUGCUCCCCCAAACCCUCCCAGACUCUCCAGGGCCCUCCUGCAGGGUUCCAAUUUACGGUGCCCGAGGUGGGGGCCCCCGGCGGUGGAGUGGUGAAGCCCAUCGCUCAGCCCAUCGCUCAGCCCAUGGCUCAGCCCAACGCUCAGCCCAUCGCUCAGCCCUCUCCACAACAGAAACUACAGCAGGUCCAACAGAACAUUAUAUUACAAGCCAAACAACAGCAGCACAGCCAACCCCAAACUCCACCCCAACAACAGGCCCAGUCCAGCUCACAGCAGGAGGUGCCUGCUCUUCUGAUCCCACAACAGGCCCAGUCCAGCUCACAGCAGGCAUCUGUGCUGGUCAAGACUCCUGCCACAGCAUCCAAUGACGUGCAGGUGUUCUCAGGAGUGCAGGGUCAAGGUGGAGUUAAGGUGAACCAAGGGGGCGUGGCUCCAGCUAGUUUUAACCAGCCAGGAGGACAUCCGCCUGGUCAACAGUCACUUCACCAGUCUGUGCAGUCAAAGCCUGAAGGACUGAUCGGUCAGAUGGGGGUGAGGAGUCUGGGGAUGAUCCAGGUGAUCGGGUCAGGUCUGGGUCAGAUGACGUCAACACAGCAGCACACCCCUGGUCUGGUCUCGCUACAAACACAGACUGCUACUAUGAAGAUGCCUUUCAGUAUUGCUGAACCCAGCAAGGAAGCCAGGAUGUUGGAGCAGCUGAGGAAGCAGCAGGGUUCAGUCCUCCACCCAGACUACAGCUCUUCCUUCCAGUGUUUUGAAGACACCCUGACCCGCCUGGUGCCUUACCACCUCUACCAGGGCACUGCCACUGCACCACACGACUAUCACAGAGGUACACACACCCUGACCCGCCUGGUGCCUUACCACCUCUACCAGGGCACUGCCACUGCACCACACGACUAUCACAGAGGUACACACACCCUGACCCGCCUGGUGCCUUACCACCUCUACCAGGGCACCGCCACCGCACCACACGACUACCACAGAGGUACACACACCCUGACCCGCCUGGUGCCUUACCACCUCUACCAGGGCACUGCCACUGCACCACACGACUAUCACAGAGGUACACACACCCUGACCAGCCUGGUGCCUUACCACCUCUACCAGGGCACUGCCACUGCACCACACGACUAUCACAGAGGUACACACACCCUGACCCGCCUGGUGCCUUACCACCUCUACCAGGGCACCGCCACCGCACCACACGACUACCACAGAGGUACACACACCCUGACCCGCCUGGUGCCUUACCACCUCUACCAGGGCACUGCCACUGCACCACACGACUAUCACAGAGGUACACACACCCUGACCCGCCUGGUGCCUUACCACCUCUACCAGGGCACCGCCACCGCACCACACGACUACCACAGAGGUACACACACCCUGACCCGCCUGGUGCCUUACCACCUCUACCAGGGCACUGCCACUGCACCAUACGACUAUCACAGAGGUACACACACCCUGACCCGCCUGGUGCCUUACCACCUCUACCAGGGCACUGCCACUGCACCACACGACUAUCACAGAGUGGAUGAUGAGUUUGAGAGUGUUUCCAGUCAGCUCCUGAAGAGAACGCAGGCCAUGCUGGAUAAAUACAGACACCUGCUUUUUGAGGAGUCAACGCGCCUUGGCCCGUCAGCUGAGAUGGUAAUGAUGGACAGGAUGUUUAUUCAGGAGGAGAAGAUCUCUCUUGGACAGGACCGCAUCCUCGCCAGGGACAGACCUGAGGAGUACGUUGCCAACUCGAAGAUGCUGGAGCAGGAGAGUGUAGCUGCCAGGGUGCCCCAGUCUUUUGUGUCAUCUGAGCCCAGCGUCGAGUGGAGUCGUGUAUCUGUGGCAGGGACAGAUAAAGGUCCCCCCCCCAUCACAGCCUCAACACCAGCCCACUUCCCCUCCACCAAGCUGGUGAUAAAGCAGGGAGGAGCGGGGGCGUCUGCGUCCUGGUCCAGCUCCCCAGCUCCUGUAGCCAGGUUGGGGUCAGGGGUCAGACAGACAGUUGACACCCAGAGUCACAGCUCCUCCUUCAGCCAGGGUCCUCCGCCUCCUUCCUCAUCCAGCUCCUCCUACCGCUCCUUCUCCUCCAGCUCCUCCUACCGCCCCUCCUCUCGUCCAGCUGAUGAUGCUGAUGAUGAUUCUCUCCCUCAGAGGACCAGUAAACCUCCCAUGAAGACGUACGCCGCCCGCCCACGCAUCGGCUUGAAGCUCAAGAUCAAACAGGAAGCGGGGUUUAGUAAGGUGGUACACAACACCGCCCUCGACACACCAUCCACACCCCAGCCUCAAGCCCAACCACACCCCACCACCCAGCCACAAUCAGCACUGGCACACCCAAAAGCCCGAGCCGUAGCAGCACUAGCCACGCCUCCUUCUGUAACUACUGUCAUUAGGACUCCACCCCCUACCUGUAAUGCCACUUCCUUGGCAACGGUCUCCAUAGAAACCACACAGGCGACCCCCAGCCCCCUCCAGAGAGUCACAGCCCCCCCACCCCCCUAUCACCCUUGGUCUUCAUCAUCAACGACAACACCAUCCUCAUCCUCUUUCACUGCUCAGAUUAACGGAACGUUAGAACAUCACAAUGUGGGUGGAGUCGAGCGUAACCCCGCCUCCACGGUCACUCCUCCUCAGACCACUUGCCGCCUACCGCUACGGAAGACUUACCGGGAGAACAUCAGUCCGCGCGUCCGACCGGGCGUACCGGGAGGAGGAGGAGACAGUGUCCCGUAUCCCCGUCCCUCCCCCUCACCCCCCAAAUCUCCCCUCCCACCCUCCUCACCCUCUGCCCUCUCGGAGCGGACAGUGAUCGCCAACGUGAAGUUGGAGAAGAGAGGAGACAGCUCCAGGGAGGUGGGCUCCCAUGCCCACACAGAGCCCAGCCGAGAGGCCCCGAGGCUGGGCAACUCCACCUCCUCCUCCCCUGGCGUAGGUCUGGAGGUGUUGUACCGCGGCAUCACAAACACAAACACCCACCCGCACCUCUCAAACAGAACCAGAGACGGUGAGGGGGAGCAGGGGGACAGGGGGGCGGACAGGGGGACGGACAGGGGGGCGGACAGGGGGACGGACAGGGGGGCGGAUAUGGGGGCGGACAGGGGGGCGGACAUGGUGAGGUGUAAAAGGAUGAGCAGUAAAAACCAUCAGAGGUCUGGGAGCGGAACGUUCAGAAUGGACCAGCAUGCCCCUGGGCCCCCGUCCACGCCGCCAGAUGCUUCCUGUUACAGAGACUCAUCACUUCCUGCUAAGCGCUGUAAGUCGGACUCCCCUGACAUGGACAACGCCUCCUUUUCCUCCGGCUCCCCGCCACACGAUGAGUCUCUUAACGAGCACCUGCAGUGUGCCAUCGACUCCAUCCUCAACCUGCAGGGCCAGGUCCAGGGGCCCCUGCCGCGCGGGGCUAAAGGGGGCCCCGCCAGGCCACAGCGCGCCACGGGCCCCCAGUCCUCCUCAAACACACACAGACCCUCCUCUUCCUCAUCCUCCUCCUCUUCUCAGGUUGGAGGCAGAGGACGCAAUGGCGGCCUGGUGCCACAGACUCAAGGCAGAUAACACACACACACAAACACUCACACACGGGACAGUAGAGACUGAAGAGGAGGAGAGGCGGAUAGAGAAGUCUCGCUGUGUUUUAAUGAACUGUUUGUCCAUCUGAAUGUUGUGUACUUUACAACAUGACACAAUGCUCACAGUCUCUCCAUGGAUGGGUGGAUGAUGACUCUCUCUCUCUCCCUGUGUAAAAAUGUAUCGUGUUUUACUCUGGAAGUCUCCUCUGCUCUCUCUCAACCACGCUCAAUCAUUCAUUAGAAUCAUUAGUCUUGAGGUUUUUCAUUCACACGCUGUAUUCCAUUACAUUCCUGAGUUCAUCAUGGUCUGUCUGUCUGUGUCUGUCUGUGUCUGUCUGUCUGUCUGUCUCUGUCUGUCUCUGUCUGUCUCUGUCUGUCUGUCUCUGUCUGUCUGUCUGUCUGUCUGUGUCUGUCUGUCUGUCUAGAAAUAAUACCGUGGUCAUGUUCACUAGGUGAAACGGGUGAAAAAGAAUCUGAAACUACACAAACUAGUCCAAUAAGAACACAGAUUUUGUUUUUCUGUUGCAAACGGUUUUACUACGGUGUGCCCUUCUGAACACUACUGAGGGGACACGCCCUACAGCCUGCUGUCACUAGGUAACCCACACCAGGAAGGGAGAGGUCUGGUUUAUAACGCCCUACAGCCUGCUGUCACUAGGUAACCCACACCAGGAAGGAAGAGGUCUGGUUUAGAACGCCCUACAGCCUGCUGUCACUAGGUAACCCACACCAGGAAGGAAGAGGUCUGGUUUAGAACGCCCUACAGCCUGCUGUCACUAGGUAACCCACACCAGGAAGGAAGAGGUCUGGUUUAGAACGCCCUACAGCCUGCUGUCACUAGGUAACCCACACCAGGAAGGGAGAGGUCUGGUUUAGAACGCCCUACAGCCUGCUGUCACUAGGUAACCCACACCAGGAAGGAAGAGGUCUGGUUUAGAACGCCCUACAGCCUGCUGUCACUAGGUAACCCACACCAGGAAGGGAGAGGUCUGGUUUAGAACGCCCUACAGCCUGCUGUCACUAGGUAACCCACACCAGGAAGGGAGAGGUCUGGUUUAGAACGCCCUACAGCCUGCUGUCACUAGGUAACCCACACCAGGAAGGAAGAGGUCUGGUUUAGAACGCCCUACAGCCUGCUGUCACUAGGUAACCCACACCAGGAAGGAAGAGGUCUGGUUUAGAACGCCCUACAGCCUGCUGUCACUAGGUAACCCACACCAGGAAGGAAGAGGUCUGGUUUAGAACGCCCUACAGCCUGCUGUCACUAGGUAACCCACACCAGGAAGGAAGAGGUCUGGUUUAAAACGCCCUACAGCCUGCUGUCACUAGGUAACCCACACCAGGAAGGGAGAGGUCUGGUUUAUAACGCCCUACAGCCUGCUGUCACUAGGUAACCCACACCAGGAAUGGAGAGGUCUGGUUUAGAACGCCCCACAGCCUGCUGUCACUAGGUAACCCACACCAGGAAGGGAGAGGUCUGGUUUAUAACACCCCACAGCCUGCUGUCACUAGGUAACCCACACCAGGAAGGGAGAGGUCUGGUUUAGAACGCCCUACAGCCUGCUGUCACUAGGUAACCCACACCAGGAAGGAAGAGGUCUGGUUUAGAACGCCCUACAGCCUGCUGUCACUAGGUAACCCACACCAGGAAGAGGGAGGUCUGGUUUAGAACGCCCUACAGCCUGCUGUCACUAGGUAACCCACACCAGGAAGGGAGAGGUCUGGUUUAGAACGCCCUACAGCCUGCUGUCACUAGGUAACCCACACCAGGAAGGGAGAGGUCUGGUUUAUAACGCCCUACAGCCUGCUGUCACUAGGUAACCCACACCAGGAAGGGAGAGGUCUGGUUUAGAACGCCCUACAGCCUGCUGUCACUAGGUAACCCACACCAGGAAGGAAGAGGUCUGGUUUAGAACGCCCUACAGCCUGCUGUCACUAGGUAACCCACACCAGGAAGGGAGAGGUCUGGUUUAGAACGCCCUACAGCCUGCUGUCACUAGGUAACCCACACCAGGAAGGGAGAGGUCUGGUUUAGAACGCCCUACAGCCUGCUGUCACUAGGUAACCCACACCAGGAAGGGAGAGGUCUGGUUUAUAACGCCCUACAGCCUGCUGUCACUAGGUAACCCACACCAGGAAGAGAGAGGUCUGGUUUAACCAUAUCAUCACAUACAGAUCCAUGUGUCUCUUUCCAUAUCGGGAUUUCUAUCAGCAUCACAAAUAGAGUUUCUGGUUCAGCCUGUUGUCCAUGUGUCCCCCAGGUCAACUGUCCUCUUCUCCUGUUGUCCAUGUGUCCCCCAGGUCAACUGUCCUCUUCUCCUGUUGUCCAUGUGUCCCCCAGGUCAACUGUCCUCUUCUCCUGUUGUCCAUGUGUCCCCCAGGUCAACUGUCCUCUUCUCCUGUUGUCCAUCAUCAUAUUCAUGGUGUAUCACUGGUUUUAAUAGUGAGGUGACUGCUCUCGGGUUGACUGUUGUGGGUUGACUGCUGUGGGUUGCUCUCUGUCUCAUUACUGUAUUGCUGAGGUGUUAAUGAAGACGUGAUGAAAUCGCC